Molecule: messenger RNA, 579 nt
Organism: Triticum aestivum (bread wheat)
Lineage: Eukaryota; Viridiplantae; Streptophyta; Magnoliopsida; Poales; Poaceae
Source: RefSeq, a predicted model, not a curated record
UGCUUGCAGUCUGGUGGCACGAGGCUCGUGGUCGGAUCUGCAGUGCAGUGCUAUUCGCCCUUCUGCACUGCAGUUCGCCAGCAGAUGUGUUGACCCAUCCAAGAUCAACUGCACCCCCUCCACCACCAUCUUUGGAGCCAGCAGGUCCCGGGAUCCGACGAGCCGCCCUCGCAUUUGUCGCCCUCCCUGUGGACACCCUUUCCGCCGACGAGUUGCACCUCCGCGGCGGCCGGCGGCCCCGUCUCCGCUGGUCGCUGGAGCAGUCCAUAUGCACCCCCACCCGACCAAGAUUUUGGUUGCUGUCCCAUGGGCGCACAUGUGCAGUGCUUGUGGGUUAGACAUACAGUGCACCGGCGUCACUGGCUUGCAUUUCAGGGACCAAAUUGUGGAUUUAUUUUUGAAGUCCCACAUCAAUGUAAUUUGUAUGUGUUUGUACUAUAUGGAUUAUAAAGAGCAGCAUUGCAAGCAGCAUUGCAGCCCCGUCUUGUAGCCCAUAGAUGCACCAGUCAUAGCUCUCCCAGAAACGUGCAUUGAAGAAAACAAACAGUACUUCUUUUGAAAUGGAGCUCACUUGCUUGA